Lepisosteus oculatus (spotted gar) is the source of this 2172-nucleotide messenger RNA. It is a transcript of the gene use1, whose product is annotated as unconventional SNARE in the ER 1 homolog (S. cerevisiae). Gene Ontology annotation, cellular component: endoplasmic reticulum; SNARE complex. The record is from RefSeq and is a predicted model, not a curated record. NCBI's taxonomy places the organism in Eukaryota, Metazoa, Chordata, Actinopteri, Semionotiformes, Lepisosteidae. Gene Ontology annotation, biological process: retrograde vesicle-mediated transport, Golgi to endoplasmic reticulum. Gene Ontology annotation, molecular function: SNAP receptor activity.
UGAACGAGUCUGCGAGCAGAACAACAAGAAGCAUUAAACUUCGCGCACCCAGACUGAAGAAAAGCAGCUUCACCUUUUAGGAAUCGUUUCCGGUGUCGAACCCACUUAUUGCGUCAGAGUAGCUGCGUCAGAGACAGGCGACUUCCGGUGCUGCUGUAAUCAUGGCGUCUUCUCGCCUAGAAAUCAACUUUAUUCGGCUUCUUUCUCGCUGUGAGUCUAUAGCUGCCGAGAAGCGGGGGGAUACGGAGUGGAGGUUAGAAAAGUAUGUGGGAGCACUUGAAGAAAUGCUGACUGCGCUGAAGAAGAGCACAAGUAAACCUGUCCCAGAGGUAAUGACAGACUACAGCCGAAAGGUGGAUUUUCUCAAAGGAUUAUUAGAGGCUGAAAAACUGACUUCUCCAACGGAGAAGGCCUUAGCCAAUCAGUUCUUGGCCCCUGGUCGCAAUCCCACCACUGCGAAUGAGAGGACCUCAGCCAGUAAAACUGUUCACCUGCAGACAAAGGCUCGUUGCACUGGAGAAAUGAGGACUGAGUUGCUUGGAACUGUAUCACCCAAUGCAGGUAGGACAGACGCAGAAAUGAGGCAAAGAAGGGGUCUGCCGCUGGACGAGAAGCAGUCGGACGCCGUGCUGGACGCCGUCCUCCAGCACCAUCACAGCCUCCAGGAGAAGCUGGCCGAGGAGAUGCUGAGCCUGGCACGCAACCUGAAGAACAACUCGCUGGCGACGCAGAACAUCAUCAAGCAGGACAACCAGACGCUCACGCAGUCCAUGAGAAUGGCAGACCUGAAUUUUGAGAAGCUGAAGACCGAGUCUGAGCGACUAGAGCAGCACACCAAGAAAUCGGUCAACUGGUUCCUCUGGCUGAUGCUGAUUGUCGUCUGUUUCACUUUCAUCAGCAUGAUUCUGUUCAUAAGAAUCUUCCCUAAACUUAGGUGAUGACCCCUGUAUCGAAUGAUCCUCUAGUACGGAUUAUCUAGAGAGGUAUUUGGGUAUGGAGAGGGAUCCUGAACAGGUGCAGUGUGGCCUUAAGCCCGACUGGAACAAAAACAACAAAGAGCCUUAAUCUUGAUCCAUUGCUGGUUAGUAAACAGCAAACGAUGUUAUUAAUUUUCUUCACCCUGUUGUUUUCCAACAAUACAGAAGCAGGAGCACCCAGAAAUCCCGGGGUCAACCUCCAGCAAAGGCUGGGAAAAGUGGUAGGACAGGGGCGUGGCUGGUGGCAGACACCCCUCAGUCAUGUGACCCUGACAUCAGCCUGAAUUGGGAGCUGGGAACUAGGCGGUGAUGAAACUACCUGGCCUCAUAGUCAGAAUGUUUCGAACGAGGGUACUAGCAUAAAGAGCGACAUAUAAUAGAGUUUUUCAGAGGCUGAAAACCUGGUCAAAUCUCUUAUAGGACGUGCAAACUUUAUUCGUGGAUAAGCUUGCCCAGUUGUGGUGGUCUAACUGCUACACCAUCUGUCAACCAUUUAAAGCUGCUGAAGGUAUUUUAUAUGGCUAAUUCCACACUAAUGCCUGACGGAGUAGUCCCAAUAGUUUUAAAUCAUUACAGGAGCUGGUUUAUCGGUCUCGUUUUUAUUUUUAUUAUUUUAUGUUGAAUGCGUCCAAACAAAUGUGAGAUUGUUGCAGUGGUAAAAGGGGCUUAAAAUGACAACUGACUGAAGAGACUGUUUUUAGACGCUAAUUUCUUUGUUUCAAGGAAAUGUCUUGCUUCUUUUGCAGGAUUUCAGGGCAUUUACAUGUCGCACAUCACAUUACCUAUCCCACCAAGGCACAGACCAUCAUGUUUAUGAAGCAGAAACUGCAGCGCUUUAUUACACAGAAUAUCAAAACCAAGCUUUUAAAUAUGGGGUGAGAUUGAAAGCACUUAUUCCCUUUUGCGUUCAGACACUUUGAGCUGCAAAUGAUUGAAUUUACAUUUGCUUUUUUGUAUUCCUAACAGUUAUGAAUCGCUCCUGUUUUGAUUACUCAACUUAUCUAUUAAUAACAAAAAAGAUCUAGCUGUGAUUUACAGGUUUGUCCACUACGGAAUUGUUCUCCCCCCUGUUUAGAGAGUAUACAGCUCUCUUUUGUUUAUUGCAGCAUAAUAUAUUGUAAAUAAUAGGACUUUAUGUAUGAAGAAGCAUAUUGUAAUUUAAAAAGUGUUACAUCAUAUUAAAUGGUUAACAUUC